Marmota monax (woodchuck) is the source of this 3313-nucleotide messenger RNA. It is a transcript of the gene Srpk3, whose product is annotated as SRSF protein kinase 3. Lineage: Eukaryota; Metazoa; Chordata; Mammalia; Rodentia; Sciuridae. Gene Ontology annotation, molecular function: protein kinase activity; ATP binding. The record is from RefSeq and is a predicted model, not a curated record. The coding region runs from base 1267 to 3039 and encodes 590 amino acids. Gene Ontology annotation, biological process: protein phosphorylation; spliceosomal complex assembly; regulation of mRNA processing. The transcript has 15 exons.
CUUCCUAACCUCCCCAGGGCCCACAAGAAAGCUGCCCCUUCCAUCUAUGCCUGUCUUGCCCAUAUCAGUUCUUUCCUGACAGGACACUGGACCAAACGUCUCUCAUCUCGAAUAAGCACUGUCACUGCCCAACCCCCUCCACUUCAUUUGCGGACAGCCCCAGCAGUCCCAAACUUGCCUCCUACCUCCAGUCUAGCCCUUCUAUUCUUUUCUAGAAGCAUCCAGUGCAUUUUCUAAAAGCAAAAGUGCUUGUCAGCCUCACUGGAACCCUACACUGGCACCCACAGAUUCCAGGCAGGGCCCCUCAGCCACCAAAGCCUCUUAUCCCCCCAGCUCCUAGCCAUGCUAAAGCAUGGCCAGCAUGUGGAGGUCUCCAGCACAUUCUGUCUGCAGGCCUCAGCCAUAGAUGUGCUCUGUACUGCCCUGGAUACUUCUGGGGACCAAAUUCCUCUUGGUCUCUCAGGAUGCAGCUUUAAGGCCACAGGCUCCUUCUGUUGCCUUCCAGCCCCUGGGCAGUGGCUGUGGGCUGUUUGUUCCCCAAGGUAGACAGGUCAGUGCUGGCCCACAGUGGGCACCUGACAAAUGUUGGCAGAAACAGGAAAGCCAGGUAGCCAGCCCUGGAGCUGGAAGGGAGGUCAUGCAGUCCACAGUGGUACAAUUCUGGAGGAGGAAUGAGUCACUCUCAGGUCCCGCCCCUGACUCCCUCAGUCAGGGGGACCCCAGAGACACAACACUCAGGGGAGAUCUGGGCUCCCACUCUAUUAGGGGCCUAUAAAAAACUGGAAACAGGACUAGGAGUGGGCAGAGAAUGGGUUCCUAGUAGGACUGGGAGAGGUCACCUCCAGGACUCCCAGAAUGCUCCAAAAGUUCCAAAAGCACUGCUGGUGGCCUGCAGUAUGAAGGGGUGGAGCUCAGCCUGAGGACCUGGUCACUACAUCCUUUCAUGGGAGGCCCCCAGCAGCCAGCCCUGGAGUGUAGGCGCCUUGGUCUGGGCUCUGGAUUGCUUUGUCUUCAUGUAAAGGCCCCCCUCAGCUGGUCCUGGGGCAUGGGGACUCGGCUUAGGGACUGAGUCUCUAUGUGUACCCGGCACAGCGGCCCCCUUUUCCCCUGGGGCGUGGGUGAAGCAGGGGACCUCAGCCUGGGGACCGGACUCUCCGGGCCACCGUCAGCCGCGCCGCCCCCUCCCCGCACCACAUACCUUGCCCACAGCUGAGCAGCUGGGAGGCUAUUUAUAAAGGCGAGUGAGAUCAGCAGCCGAGGUUAUAAAUGCCCGGGCCAGAGCCAGGCCCCACAGGAGCAGCCGCCCAGGGCACCGGAGCCGCGGGCCACAAGGCUGGGAUGAGCGCCAGCGCGGGCGGCAGCGGCGGUGGAGGCGACAGUGGCGGCAGCAGCAGCAGCUCACAAGCCUCCUGUGGGCCUGAGUCCUCAGGCUCUGAACUAGCCCCAGCUACACCAGCACCUCCAAUGCUUCAGGGGCUCCUGGGCUCUGAUGACGAGGAACAGGAAGACCCUAAGGACUACUGCAAGGGUGGCUACUACCCAGUGAAGAUCGGUGACCUGUUCAAUGGGCGGUACCACGUGGUGCGAAAACUGGGCUGGGGCCACUUCUCUACCGUCUGGCUCUGCUGGGACAUCCAGCGCAAGCGCUUCGUAGCCCUGAAAGUAGUGAAGAGUGCUGGGCACUACACUGAGACAGCUGUGGAUGAGAUCAAGCUCCUGAAAUGUGUCCGGGACAGUGACCCCAGUGACCCCAAAAGAGAGACCAUCGUUCAGCUCAUUGAUGACUUCAGGAUCUCGGGGGUGAAUGGAGUUCAUGUGUGCAUGGUGCUGGAGGUCCUGGGCCACCAGCUCCUCAAAUGGAUCAUCAAGUCCAACUACCAGGGUCUGCCUGUGCCCUGUGUGAAGAGCAUUGUGAGGCAGGUGCUGCAUGGCUUAGACUACCUCCACACCAAAUGUAAGAUCAUCCACACGGACAUCAAGCCUGAAAACAUCCUGCUGUGUGUGGGUGAUGCCUACAUCAGGCGCCUGGCAGCAGAGGCCACAGAGUGGCAGCAGUCAGGGGCCCCACCCCCAUCCCACUCCACAGUCAGCACUGCCCCCCAGGAGGUCUUGACUGGUAAGCUGUCCAAAAAUAAGAGGAAGAAGAUGAGGCGCAAGCGGAAACAGCAGAAGCGGCUGCUGGAGGAGCGGCUGCGAGACCUACAGAGGCUGGAGGCCAUGGAGGCUGCAGCCCAGGCUGAGGAUUCUGGAUCGAGACUAGAGGGGGGCAGCGGCUCUACCUCUUCCUCAGGCUGCCAUCCUGGGGGCACCAGGGCUGGCACCUCCCCAGCCUCCACCUCCCCUGCCCCUGGGGGUGACCGCAGUCUCAGCCCCAGCUCGCAGACCUCUGGCUUCUCAGGCUCCCUGUUCUCGCCGGCCUCCUGCUCCAUCCUUUCAGGCUCGUCCAAUCAGCGUGAAACAGGGGGACUCCUGUCACCCAGCACACCAUUUGGUGCCUCAAACCUCCUGGUGAACCCCCUGGAGCCCCAAAAUGCAGACAAGAUCAAGAUCAAGAUUGCAGAUCUGGGCAACGCCUGCUGGGUGCACAAGCACUUCACUGAAGACAUCCAAACUCGGCAGUACCGGGCUGUGGAGGUACUGAUCGGUGCUGAGUAUGGGCCCCCGGCAGACAUCUGGAGCACAGCAUGCAUGGCCUUCGAGCUGGCCACUGGUGACUACCUGUUUGAGCCUCACUCAGGAGAAGACUACAGUCGUGAUGAGGACCACAUUGCUCACAUCGUGGAGCUUCUAGGUGACAUCCCCCCAGCCUUUGCUCUGUCAGGCCGUUACUCUCGAGAGUUCUUCAACCGAAGAGGAGAGCUGCGGCACAUCCACAACCUCAAGCACUGGGGUCUGUAUGAGGUGCUCAUGGAGAAGUAUGAGUGGCCCCUGGAACAGGCAACACAGUUCAGCGCCUUCCUGCUGCCCAUGAUGGAGUACAUCCCUGAAAAGCGGGCCAGCGCCGCCGACUGCCUCCAGCAUCCCUGGCUCAACCCCUAGGUCCCACUGUAGCUGUAGGCAACAGGGUUGGGCCUGGCUCUGCCCCUAACUCUCAGUGCCUUAAGGGAAAGUGGGGUGACUCUCACCACCCUGUAGGAGCUACCCUCUCCUACCCUGCUGAAUGCCAGCUUUUUUACCCACCCAUGGCAGGAGAGAGAAAUGCUGGGGCCAGGCCCAUGUCUCAGAACUUCUCUGCCCACAAUUCUCCUGGAAGAUCCUCUGGUGGGAAAGUAUGUGUUUCUUUCUUAAUAAAGCGUGAACAGAAAUACCAGUA